Messenger RNA from Colossoma macropomum (tambaqui), 2537 nucleotides. RefSeq names its product finTRIM family, member 66 (gene ftr66). Gene Ontology annotation, molecular function: zinc ion binding; protein binding. The record is from RefSeq and is a predicted model, not a curated record. The transcript has 6 exons. NCBI's taxonomy places the organism in Eukaryota, Metazoa, Chordata, Actinopteri, Characiformes, Serrasalmidae. The coding region runs from base 597 to 2240 and encodes 547 amino acids.
GUUUGAGCGUAACAUACAUAGCAUUUGAGAGUAUUUGCUUUAUCUGGCUUUAUCUGGCUUAAACUUAAAGAAGUUUAAGCCAGGUGAACUCUGGUGUUUAAGCCAGGUGAACUCUGGUGUUUAAGCCAGAUGAUCUGUGGUGUUUAAGCCAGGUGAACUCUGGUGUUUAAGCCAGGUGAUCUGUGGUGUUUAAGCCAGAUGAACUCUGGUGUUUAAGCCAGAUGAACUCUGGUGUUUAAGCCAGGUGAACUCUGGUGUUUAAGCCAGGUGAACUCUGGUGUUUAAGCCAGGUGAUCUGUGGUGUUUAAGCCAGAUGAACUCUGGAGUUUAAGCCAGGUGAACUCUGGUGUCCUCAAGGUGAGUUAACUUGAGAAAAGCAUUGUCUUUUUAUCUGUUACUGUGUUUUUAAUUAUGCAGAAACAUCUAAAUUUAUGGAAUUCUCCAUUAAAUCACCCAGGCUUGCACUGCCACACUGAACAUGCACCCACACACCCACCAACACAGAUACGCUAGGGCGUGGCUCAGUCCGCUAGCUGCACUGAUAACACCUGCUUUAGCGCUCAGCUCUCCCACUUCCCUCAGCUCUCUGAAGGACAAUGGCCCAGGUGGAGCGGCUUCUGGACCGAGAGCAGUUCACCUGCCCCAUUUGCCUGGACUUGCUCCGAGACCCUGUGGCCAUUCCAUGCGGGCACAGCUACUGCAUGAGCUGCAUUAACGUCUACUGGACAAACAAUGACACGUGUAAGGGCGUUAGCUGCCCCCAGUGCAGGCAGAGCUUCAACCCCAAGCCCAUCCUCAACAGGAACACCAUCCUGGCCGAAAUGGUGGAGAAGCUGAAGGUUGCGGUGCAGCCGUCCGUCCGUUCGGUGGCCAGUGAGGUCGAGUGUGAUUUGUGCACUGAGACGGGAGGCAAAGCCGUGAAGUCCUGCUUGGUAUGCCUGGCGUCUUACUGUAAAGCUCACCUCCAGCCGCACUACCAGUCUCCAGCGCUGAAGAAACACCAGCUGGUGGAGGCGUCCAGUCACCUUCAGGAGAAGAUCUGCCCUCAGCACAACAAGCUUCUGGAGAUCUACUGCCAGACGGACCAGCAGUGCAUCUGUCUGCUGUGCGUGAUCGACGGACACAAGGGUCACGACACGAGCUCGGCCACUUCGGAGAGCGCAAAGCAACAGAAGCAGCUGGGGGUGACGAGGCGGAGGUUCAGGCUGAGAAUCCACGCGAAGGAAAAGGAACUGACGGAGCUGAGACAGGCGGUGGAAACUCUUAAAAUCUCGGUUCACUCAUCGGCGGAGGGCAGCAAGCAGAUCUUUGGGGAGCUUGUUCAGUCUGUGCAGAGGAGGUGCCAGGAGGUGAGAGAGCUGAUCCAAGAUCAGGAGAGGAUGGCUAUGAGCCUGCUGGAGAAACUGGAGCAGGAGAUCCUCGAACUCAAGGAGCAGGACCACAAGCUGGAGCUGCUCCUGCACACGGAUGACCACAUCCAUCUCCUUCAGACCUACAGGUUGUUCUCUGCCACUCCCGGACCCCCAGACGUGCCCAGUAUCUCCAUAGCUCCAUUCUCUGAUCUCGGGAACGUGACCAGUGCCAUCACUGCUCUCAGGACAAGGCUAGAGGGGGUUUUCAAAGCAGAGUGGCCCAAGAUCAUCAGAGCAGCCAGCACGGUGAAGAUCCUCCAGAGUCCACUUCCCAAAAUCAGACCGGAGUUCCUUUACUACUCCCGCCAGCUCACGCUGGACCCUCGCUCGGCCCACAGGGAGCUGAGCGUGUCUCCCAACUGCAGGACGGUGUCGGUGCGGGCGCGAGAGCAUUCCUGUCCUGACCAGCCCGAGCGCUUUGAUUACUGGUGCCAGGUGCUGGGCUCCGAGGGCCUGCGGGGCUGCUGCUACUGGGAGGCCGAGUGGAGCGGGAUGGGCAUCACCGUGGCUGUGGCCUACAAGGACCUGGCCAGGAAAGGGGAUGGCAGUGAUGCUCACUUUGGGCGCAAUGCUAAUUCGUGGAGUUUGUUCUGCUCUAGGAAAGCUUAUGCUUUCUGGCACAAUAACACAGUGACCAGGAUCCCGGGGCCAAGCUCAUCCAGGAUAGGGGUUUACCUGGACCACAGUGCCGGCACGUUGGCCUUCUACAGCGUCUCUGAGAACAUAAGGCUCCUCCACAAAGUUCACACCACAUUCACCCAGCCCCUCUACCCCGGCUUUGAGUUCACAUGUUACGGAGUAUUUGUUACAUUAUGUCAGAUGGAGUAGGGCUCACAAUUUGUGGCCACUUUAUUAGAAACACCUACCUUAAGCUGACUUAAGUGGUCAACUAGAUUAAAUUCAGUUUUAAAUACAUGUAGUGUGGACAAGAAGUAAAAUAUCAAAAUUUAAUAUUCAGUUUUGACAACAUUUAUAUACCUGUCAUGUACAUCAUCCUACUAAAUGCUGUUGACAGUACUGACAUAGCCAGUUUGACCACAACAGAAAGGACAUUAUGCCCCCUGGUGGUAAAUAUAAAAAAGCAAAAUUCUUAGAAACACCUCCCUUGUACUUCCACUACCUGGC